UGCAAAAUGAAGGUGUUUUUGCUUUUGGCAAUUUUUGCGCUCGCAGCAUCGGCUGCUCCAUUGGAGGAUGACGACGUUGCUCGCGUCAAUGGCGAGAAUGGUUGGUAUGUACCACAGCUUGAUGGCUCAUUUGUCUGGAUGACCACAGAAGAGGGUGAAAAUCUGCUUGCUGAAUUGGAAAGCCAAGAAGAAAUAGAAAGCAGACUCAGCACUUCGCCUGUCACCUACUACCUCUACACCAGGACAAAUCAAUAUAGUGCAAAAAAAAUUACCGCUGACUCCCAGUCAAUUUCGAGUUCGAAUUUCAAUGGUGACCAUCCCACUCGUUUUGUGAUUCACGGCUGGACACAGAGUUAUGAAGCUGAAAUGAAUAAAAUAAUUCGUGACGCUUGGCUUUCAAAUGGCGAAUACAACAUCAUUAUUGUGGAUUGGGGUCGUGCGCGAUCCGUUGAUUAUGCUUCCUCCGUUGUGGCUGUACCCGGUGUGGGAAAGAAAGUGGCUGGCAUGAUUGAUUAUUUGGUGAAAAAUCAUGGCAUGUCAUUGGACGAAACCGAAGUGAUCGGUCAUAGUUUGGGUGCACAAGUUGCUGGUUUUGUUGGCAAGAAUGUGGGCACGGGUAAGAUUCAUGUCAUUGUUGGUUUGGAUCCUGCCCUCCCACUUUAUAGCUACGAUAAGCCAAACAAACGACUCAACGAGGACGAUGCCUACUAUGUGGAAUCCAUCCAGACAAAUGGUGGUAAAUUGGGUUUUCUGAAACCCAUUGGCAAGGGCGCUUUCUAUCCGAAUGGUGGUGAGAAGCAACCGGGUUGUGGUCUUGAUUUGACUGGCUCCUGCAGUCACGGCCGCUCCUGUAUCUACUACGCUGAAGCGAUUCAAGAUAAUAAUUUCCUCUCUAUGCGUUGCGAUGACUACGAAGAUGCGGUGAAAAAGAGUUGUGGCGGUCAGUACAGUGGCAUCAAAAUGGGAGCAGUUUACAACUAUGAACUCGUGGGCGGAGAUUAUUAUGUGCCUGUACACAGCUCGGCUCCAUUUGGUUAUGGUAGUGAAAGUUAAGUUUUGAUGAAAUA
Messenger RNA from Anastrepha obliqua, 1067 nucleotides. RefSeq names its product phospholipase A1 VesT1.02-like. Gene Ontology annotation, molecular function: lipase activity. The record is from RefSeq and is a predicted model, not a curated record. Gene Ontology annotation, biological process: lipid metabolic process. Bases 7 to 1053 code for a protein of 348 amino acids. The transcript has 2 exons. NCBI's taxonomy places the organism in Eukaryota, Metazoa, Arthropoda, Insecta, Diptera, Tephritidae.